Messenger RNA from Culex pipiens pallens (northern house mosquito), 637 nucleotides. It is a transcript of the gene hoip, whose product is annotated as NHP2-like protein 1 homolog. Gene Ontology annotation, cellular component: U4/U6 x U5 tri-snRNP complex; nucleolus; box C/D methylation guide snoRNP complex. Lineage: Eukaryota; Metazoa; Arthropoda; Insecta; Diptera; Culicidae. Gene Ontology annotation, biological process: maturation of SSU-rRNA; mRNA splicing, via spliceosome; ribosome biogenesis. Gene Ontology annotation, molecular function: RNA binding. The record is from RefSeq and is a predicted model, not a curated record. Bases 159 to 542 code for a protein of 127 amino acids. The transcript has 2 exons.
GAACGCGCACACGAGGUAAACACGCACUUCUUUACAUUCGUUUUGUAAGCGGCCAAUGAAGCACACGCCGAGGCUUAGCAGUUCCAUUUAGAAAAAAAAAGUUCAAUUUUACCAAAUAUUUUAUAAACUACGCUUGUUUCUUAAAUCUCAGCUUUAAAAUGACCGAGGAGGUGAACCCGAAGGCCUACCCGCUGGCGGACCAAGCCCUCACGUCCAAGAUUAUGACGCUGAUCCAGCAGGCGGUCAACUACAAGCAGCUGCGUCGCGGCGCCAACGAGGCCACCAAGACGCUGAACCGUGGCCUCUCGGAGUUUAUCGUGAUGGCCGCGGACGCCGAACCGCUCGAGAUCAUCCUCCAUUUGCCGCUGCUGUGCGAGGACAAGAACGUGCCGUACGUGUUCGUGCGCUCCAAGCAGGCCUUGGGCCGUGCGUGCGGCGUGUCGCGUCCGAUCGUCGCCUGCUCCGUCACCAUCAACGAGGGCUCCCAGCUCAAGUCGCAGAUCGUGACGAUUCAGCAGGAGAUUGAGCGUCUGCUGGUUUAAAUUGUACAAAGUUUUUUUCUCUGAACAAAUGCAUUUCAUUUUGACACUAUUGUAACUGAAGAGUGGAUUUUUGAAAUAAAAAUCUAAAUAAGUAA